Kluyveromyces lactis is the source of this 1005-nucleotide messenger RNA. RefSeq lists its product as uncharacterized. NCBI's taxonomy places the organism in Eukaryota, Fungi, Ascomycota, Saccharomycetes, Saccharomycetales, Saccharomycetaceae. The record is from RefSeq and is a predicted model, not a curated record. Bases 1 to 1005 code for a protein of 334 amino acids. The transcript has a single exon.
AUGGCUCUUACAGGAAAGCGUUCUCAUAUAUUACUAUUAAGUGAUAGAAACAACAAUAAAGAUAAUACAACCAGGAAUAACAAUCCAGAAGGAUCUGGUGGUACACAUAAUGCACCAUUCAUUUUGCAACAAAAACGAGCCAAAUUAAAUGGUGGUCGUUACAAAGUCACUGCUGAAUAUUCUAGCCCUGUAGAUUCCGAAGAUGAUUGCAAUGAUACCGGCUAUUCUUCUAUCGAUUUCGAUUCAGUAGUGCAUCCUUCAAGGAAGGCUAAUCUUCACUUUCCAAACCCCAGAGCAUUAGCCGAAAUAGUCAAUUGCCCGGCAUCAUGCAGUGAUGCAUUUACGUUGAAUUCCAAACUUGAUAUCAAGAAUGCAGCCAGUACCGUCAAUGAUACCUCAGACUUUUCUACUGUAAACAGUGAUAACACUGGUGUGGAGAAGGAGUCAACUGAUCCAAAUAUGUUUUCCAGUACUGCAUCCACUGCAAAUUAUUUAACAACGUCAAUCCCAAGACCUUUGUCGAGACAUUCUUCGUGUGUUGUUCCUCAGUCUGAUCUGCUGGCAAGAGAACGUUGUUUCGAUUACAUUGUCCAAUCCAUUGAUGAAGUUUGGGCAAGAUAUUGCGACACGACGUCUUCAGCUGAGAAUCAACUUUACCCAUAUGGAUAUGUCUCCCCUGUAUCAGAUUCUGAAACUUCCGGCAGUGAAAGCGAUUCGGGUUAUAAAUCUAGUACGGACGCCGAAACUGACUGCGAAUAUCGUAAGGUUUCUAAUCUGCCUGAUUCAAAAGAACUACAAUCACUAAAAGAUCGUUUAACUAAGGCUAAGCAUUCUUUGGAACAGACCGUGGAUUCGGUGCAAUUUCAAGAUUGUGUUCUAUUUUGGAAUCGGUGGGACAUGAUCAAAUACAAUGCUGUUGAAAUGAUGGAAGAAGAGGAUGAUGAUGAGUUGGUAGAAUCGGUUAUAGAGGAGUUAGAAGAAGGAAGAUGGUAUAACGAAUCGUGA